GUACGGGCACUAUUGAGUUUAUAGUGAUGCCCUUUGGACUAACCAAUACGCCAGCUACGUUCCAGCGUUGUAUGAACGAUUUGUUUAGGCCAUGGUUAGAUAGAUUUGUUGUAGUGUACCUAGAUGACAUUCUAGUGUUUAGUAAGACCCUCGACGAGCAUCAGGGUCAUCUCAGGCAGGUCUUGGAAAAGCUGAGGGAAGCUAACUUCAAGAUCAAUGCGAAGAAGUGCGAUUGGGUGAAGACCCAAGUUUUGUAUCYAGGCCACGYCUUAGACGGAGAYGGCGUUAAGCCAGAAGAUAGCAAGAUCGCAGCGAUUAGAGAUUGGCCCACGCCACGUACGCUGACAGAGUUGCGCUCGUUCCUGGGCUUAGCAAAUUACUACAGGAAGUUCGUGAGGAACUUCUCCACCAUCGCUGCGCCCCUUCGCAGAUUGCUAAGAAAAGAGACAAUCUGGAAGUGGGACAAGGACUGCACGUCUGCCAUGAAGAAGCUAAAGAAGGCGUUGAUAGAGUACCCGGUCCUUAAGGUCGCCGAUCCGUCCUUGCCUUUUGUCGUUACUACGGAUGCUAGCCAGUACGGCAUAGGCGCAGUGUUACAGCAAGACGAUGGCAAUGGGUAUAGACCCGUAGAGUUCAUGUCCGCUAGAAUGCCUUCAGAGAAGGUCGCGAUAUCUACCUACGAGAGGGAACUCUACGCUCUCAGGCAAGCCUUAGACCACUGGAAGCACUACUUGCUUGGGAGGCACUUCAAAGUCUAUUCUGACCAUGAAACGUUACGAUGGUUAAAGACGCAGGCCAAGAUGACACCUAAGCUUACUAGGUGGGCCGCAAAGAUAGAUCAGUACGACUUUGAGCUCAAGCCUGUCAAAGGGAAGUACAACGUAGUCGCGGAUGCUCUGAGUAGAAGAGCUGAUUAUUUUGGGGCAAUAGUACAUUACCUCGAUAUAGGAAAGGAUCUGCAGCAGCAGGUUAGARAASCCUACRCGCAGGACCCUAUCUAUGGUGAGCUCCUUAAGAAAGUCAAGGAGGCCCCAGAGACCGAGCCGAACUACCGCACUACUGAAGGGUUGCUUUUUGAGAAGACUAAUGUUUUUGACCGAUUGUGCAUCCCCAAUAGCGAAGAGAUCCGCAGUCUGAUCCUGGGAGAAUGCCAUGACACGGAGGGUCAUUUUGGUUUGCAAAAGACCUUAGCCAAUCUGAUGCGCGCGUAUACCUGGCCAGGGAUGAAGAAUGACUGCAUAGAGUAUGUUCGCAGUUGUAAGGUCUGCCAGCGUAACAAGUCUUCUACGCGUGCCCCGUUAGGUGUUCUCAGACCCUUGCCCAUUCCAGAUCAGCCGGGAGACUCAGUGUCAAUAGAUUUCAUGGACACUCAAGUCAAGAGCAGGCAUGGCAAGAGCCAAGUCAUGGUCAUAGUUGACCGCUUUAGCAAGUACGCAGUUUUUGUUCCUUUGCCUUCUGAGGCGCGUACUGAUUUAGUCAUACAGAGGCUAGCUGGAACACAUAUAGCCAUGCGGCCCAUGCGCUGACUAUAACACAACUGCCUGUACCGGAAGACCAGAACAGCGUCUUGCGCUGCAGCAUAAACUAUACCAGAAAGCGCCAUUACCGGGUCUUUGAAGGCUCCGCUCCGCUUCUCGUCUCCUUUUCUUUGCGGAUGGAAACAACUGCAACUGGAAGGAGGAAUAUCUUCAUUGAAAGAAAACAGUCCUUUCUCGAUCCAAGGACGCUCCCACCAGCCUGACCCUAAAGCAUCACAAUUGGGUUUGGAGCCGUAACUCCAUGCACCAUAAUUGGGUGGGCUUUAACCCCAAGCAUCAUAACUGGGUGGGCCUUCACAGGGUCUUAGCAGCCCCUAGAUUGUUGUCAGUACGUACCCUCCAUAACUGGGUGACGCAUAAUGUUGUCAGUUCGAACCAAGCACCAUGA
This is a messenger RNA of Chara braunii, 1926 nucleotides long. The record is from the annotation of a GenBank genome assembly. Lineage: Eukaryota; Viridiplantae; Streptophyta; Charophyceae; Charales; Characeae.